This is a messenger RNA of Herpailurus yagouaroundi (jaguarundi), 3164 nucleotides long. It is a transcript of the gene PTTG1IP, whose product is annotated as PTTG1 interacting protein. NCBI's taxonomy places the organism in Eukaryota, Metazoa, Chordata, Mammalia, Carnivora, Felidae. The record is from RefSeq and is a predicted model, not a curated record. The coding region runs from base 757 to 1299 and encodes 180 amino acids. The transcript has 6 exons. Gene Ontology annotation, biological process: protein import into nucleus. Gene Ontology annotation, cellular component: nucleus; cytoplasm.
GUGCCGUUGGGUAAGUGACGCCCACGUGACCCCCGUCACGCUCCAGCACGCGCCCAUCUCUCUGGAAGGUUCAGGCCGCCGCCGUCCCUUUCCCGGUGCAGAUGAGUUUGCCGGCUUCAGAACCGCACGCCCGUGGAAUCCGGCGGGUGGUCGUCCGUGUCCGGUGUCCGUUGGUCCACGUGACGUGGUGCAGGCUCCGUGUUCCGUGCGCGCGGCACACUCCUCGUGGCCGAGCGCCGUUCCGUCGCCACUGGUGUGCCCACCUUCUGUACGCGCGCAUCUGGCCGUCGUCGGCUUCCCUGGCACCGUAAAGUGGGCACGUGUUCCCAGUGUCUUGAGCGAAGCGCUUGGGUGCGUGGCUGAGGUCGAGCCACCUCGCCUCCCGCCGCCGCGGCCUACAGUCCCCUUGUGCUCCGCCUCCGCGGACUUGGCCCCGUCAGCCCUUCUAAUCUCAGCUUCCCUGGUGCCUGCAAAGUGGUCGCUCCUUACGACUGUGGGGUGCGGUUCCGGUGGCUCACGGGGUGGCACGGACCUCUCUUCGGAGUAAGCGUGUGCGCUCAGCUGUGGGUGCGGAAGACGGCAGCUGCUUGAGAGGGUUUGGACAUUUUUCCCCCGGCUGCGAGUUCCGGGGCUGUUGGCUGGGUGGGGUGUGAUCCCUCCCUGCCGUGAAGAGCGGCUGGAGCGGGCGGAUUCCGGGGGGGCUUCUCCCUCAGGUCUGGGCGGGACUGGCGGGGACCGAGGCCUGGCUUUAGUCCCAUGGGCCUGGCAUUGCCGUGGCCUUUGGUUCCAGAGACUGUGCCGAUGAGCCAGCGGGCCUGGGCCAGUUGGGUGCGUGCUACGCACCCACUUCCGCUCCUCUUCCCCGAAGCUUGUUCUCAGAACACAAACAGGAGCUGUGAGGAGUGCCUGAAAAACGUCUCUUGCCUUUGGUGCAAUACCAAUAAGGCGUGCUUGGACUACCCCGUGACCAGGAUCCUGCCACCCAGCUCCCUUUGUACGCUGAGCUCUGCACGCUGGGGCGUUUGCUGGGUGAACUUCGAGGCGCUGAUCAUCACCCUGUCGGUGGUGGGGGGGGCCGUGCUGCUGGCCUUGGCCGCGUGCUGCUGCGCCUGCUGCUGCCGCAGGAAGAGGAGCCGGAAGCCGGAUAAGGAAGAGGAGAAGGCCGCGCGGGAGCGCGAGGAGCGCAGGGUCCGGCAGGAGGAGAGGAGAGCAGAAAUGAAAUCCAGACAUGAUGAAAUCAGAAAAAAAUAUGGUCUGUUUAAAGAGGAAAACCCGUAUGCCAGGUUUGAGAACAACUGAGCCACGUGCCCAGCAGUCCCCGCACGGCUCCAGGAGCACGGCGCCGCCGCCCUGCAGACCCGCGGGCUUCUGUUCCCUCUUCUGUAUCUGUAUUUAGUCACUGCAGACACGAAGCUUUUCAGGGGGGUCGGUCGGUUGUGUUGUUACUUCCAGGAGGCAAAGCCCACAUCCUGCUACCCUUCUCCGCUGGCGAAGCCAACCGCGGACAGGGCAGCCGGCCUCCGUCCCGCCUUCUGUCCUCGCGUCCCUGUACCCGAUGGCGCGCUGUGCGCGCACGGCGGGGGAGGAAGGGCCCCUGUCACCCCGCCGCCCUCCAUCACCCGGCCGGCGGCUGUGCGCCCUGCGUGGCAGCCCCCCGGGGAGCCGGGCACCCAGACGCAGUCUGCCGGGCCGUGCCUUCUGACCCCAGCCGCUCUGAGCAGCGUCCGGGAGAACUUAGAUUCACCUUAAAUCUGUGUUUUGUUCUGUUCCGUUUCAUUCCGUUUCAAAUAAGUCUUGGAUUUCAUUCCUCCACCAAAGGUGUUUCACCAAGAAAUUUUUCUGUCAAAAUUCAGACCGCUUACUGGACAAUUUUUAAAUUUUAAUUUGUAUUUUUACCGGAACACCAAGAUUUUUUUCCAGUGAAAACUUGAAUAACAGAUGAAGCAUUAGAGCCCCCUGCAGGGGCAGCAGCAGGUGCUCUGGGCCGUGGGCCUGGAGGGGCCAUCACUGCCCCGCUCCCUUUUCAGCCCUGGUGACGGCCGGCGCCGGGUUCUGUGUGUAGCCACACCAGGCUCUCCCUAGUUAGGCUGUCAGCAACAUGGUCACACAGGGACCACGGGGUCCCCAGGCUGUCCCCGAGGAGGAAGGGACCAUGCCCCGUGGGCCCCUCUGCGGGGCUCUGCCCACUGGGGGGUCGGGCAGGGUGUCCAGGGCCGGCCAGAGGGAUUUCCACGUGCUACACGGGGACACUGCUGACUGUCCUGCUUGUCACACGACCCCUAGCUUGGAACCGCGCUCUUCUGGCUGGGACGCUGUCCGUGGCCUCCGGGUACACCCUGCGGUGCCUUCCGUUGGCCCCAGGCCUUUCAGAGCAAGAUCUGUGGCUUCAGUAAAUGACCACAUCCUUCCUAUUGGGGAUGCAGACCGUGGAGUAGCUGUGUGAACUGCCUCUCUUCACUCUGAAAAUAGUCCCGGUGGCCACCGCCACAUUGCUUUGGAUUAGGAAGACGUUUAGCUUCGGGGAGGUGGGUCGACAGGUGCAAAGACAAAUGAUGUGUUCCGCUUUCGCACUCGUGACUGUGCCGUCGGGGACUGCUCUCCAACGUGUCACGGAAAGUUCUCAAUACAGGUCAGUGUGAUCCAACACCCCACACCGCUCGACAGCCCCCCCGCCCCCCCCCCAAGCCACGUCGGCCUGUGCCGUGAGGUGACCGCGCUGUCCUGCAAUGUCUAUAAGCUGAGACACUAACUGUACAAACUCUUGACUAUCUCUUUCUGACUUCUUGGGCAUUUGAUAGCAAUUUGAAGUAUUACGAAACAUUCCUAAGUAUUUUAUAGCAGCCUGCAGAUUUUGACAUUCUACUUUUAUUCAUAAGAAAAACUCUGUAGCAGACUCCAGCAGCCUUUGUGUUAAUACAGUAAUGUACGUGAGGUCACGCUGUGUCCUGAACGGUUGGGGCUGUGCCCUGUUCAUACAGCGCAUUUAGUCCCUUCGGGGUACCGAGGCCACACCAGUGCGUCUGGGAGGCUGUCCUGGUCCCCGCAUUUUAUAAGUAGUCCUAAGAGCACCACGUGUUGUAACCUCAAGGAGACCGUCAAGUUCAGAGUGCCUUAAUCUUAACCAGUUUCCAAUAAGUGGUUUAAUACACGCUUUGUUGAAUCCA